AGCCUCUAACAAAUAUACACAUGCGUUUAUAUAGAAAGAAAGAAAAAUUUGAGCCAGAGACGGAUACUUUCCUUCUGAAAACAGACAUGAGAAAUAUUGAGAGCCAUGUAAAUGGUAGUUGCUGGGAAGAAGAGCACGAGUUAACCUCCAUUCUCAAUCAAAUUAAUCGCUUAGCCACCGGUUUGAAGCAAAGAGGAUAUUGAGAAACAUUUGCAAGAGGUGCAGGUGCUCGUGAUCCAUAUCAGUAGAAAAGGCAAGGGAGGAACAUUUUGCAGAAGCUAGAGAAGGAAUAGUUGUUAUUAGCUGAAGAAGAAGGAGAAAGGAGUCGAUAUUUUGUCAUAAAAUAUGGCAUACGGAAAUAAACUUGGUAAGUACCAGGUAGGUCGAACAAUCGGAGAGGGAACAUUUGCGAAGGUUAAGCUUGCUGUAGACACCACCAAUGGCCAUCAGGUUGCGAUCAAGAUCAUGGAUAAGAACAUGGUCAUGCAAAGCGAUCUCAAGAAUCAGGUACAAAGGGAGAUAAGAACUAUGAAACUCCUCCAUCACCCUAACAUCGUACGGAUACACGAGGUUAUCGGAUCAAAGACAAAGAUUUAUAUGGUAAUGGAAUAUAUCUCAGGAGGACAACUUGCAGACAAGCUGUCGUAUGCCAAGAAACUAAAUGAAUCAGAAGCAAGAAAAAUCUUUCAUCAGUUGAUAGAUGCAGUGGACUAUUGCCAUACCAGAGGAGUUUAUCACAGAGAUUUAAAGCCAGAAAACUUACUUCUGGACAGCAAAGGAAAUCUGAAAGUCUCCGACUUCGGACUAAGUGCAUUUCACAAGCCUGCUAGCAUGCUAACGACAGCCUGUGGGUCUCCAUGCUAUGUAGCACCUGAGCUUAUUGCAAAUAAGGGUUAUGAAGGAGCAGCUGCAGAUGUUUGGUCCUGUGGGAUAAUCCUUUUCGAACUACUGUCAGGAUAUCUACCAUUUGACGAACGUAACCUCAUAAUGUUAUAUAAGAAGAUAUCUACAGCUGAAUACACCUGUCCACUGUGGUUUACAAAAAGUCAGAGGAAGCUAAUAUCAAGAAUAUUAGAUCCAAAUCCCAGAAAGAGAAUAACAAUACCAGAGAUCAUUGAAGAUGAAUGGUUUCGGAUAGAUUACGUGCCUUCUUGUGGAUAUGAAAGCGACGAGAAAAUCUUCCUGGAUGAUGUUAAUGCUGCUUUUGAUGCAGAUGAGGACAAUGCCUCAGAAACAGAGACCCCUGAAUCCUCAAGUUUCAUAAACGCUUUCCAAUUGAUAGCAAUGUCCCAUGACCUUGAUUUAUCUGGUCUCUUUGAAGAACAGGCAAACAAGAAGCAGAAAACCAGGCUAGGGUCUGAACAUUCAGUUCAUGAGACAAUAAGGAAAAUUGAAGUUGCUGCAAUGGAUGCGAGUCUGUCAGUCGAAAGGAUGAAAAAUUCCAAGAUGAAAAUGAAUCAAAAACUAAAGAUGAAAAGAUGUAGCAGAUCAUAUUAUGACCUAUCAGCAGAGGUGAUUGAGGUUGCUCCCAUGAAUUGCGUUGUAGAAAUAUCAAAAUCAGUAGGGGAGCUAAGAUUGUACAAAGAGUUCUGCAAAAGUUUAUCGAGUUUGCUGACAAAGAAACCAGACGUAUCAUUGCAAACACAAGGAUCAGAAAAAACAAGCAGCAAUAAAAGUACCCAGCAAAUAAAAAGCUGUGAGGAGCAAAUUGAAAAGGAGACCAAUGGCCUUCAAGGCUAUUCCACUUCAUGAUGAUUACCUUACCCUGCAUUUGACCAGGAAUUCAAUGGUUCAUGAAGAACCUUCAUAAAAGUUAGAACACUUUAUUAUUCAAUAAUCUUCCAAGUGCAGAACCCAAGCACCAUUGACAAUUACCGCACUCAAGGCACAAUUCACCCAGAGGAAAAGGUCGGCUUUUUUGUUUAGAAGGUUGUUUUCAUGCCUCAAAGUCUUGGUCAUUCUUUCUUUCUUUCUUCCUUUUUGAAACUAAUACCUCACUACAAAAUGUAUAUUUGAGGCCUUAAUUCUUCUUUAAUAUUUUCCAAGGAGAAUAAAUGACAGAGAAAUAAUUCCUCAA
Molecule: messenger RNA, 2077 nt
Organism: Populus nigra (black poplar)
Lineage: Eukaryota; Viridiplantae; Streptophyta; Magnoliopsida; Malpighiales; Salicaceae
Product: CBL-interacting serine/threonine-protein kinase 21-like
Exons: 15
Coding region: 346-1752 (468 amino acids)
Biological process (GO): signal transduction; protein phosphorylation
Molecular function (GO): ATP binding; protein kinase activity
Source: RefSeq, a predicted model, not a curated record